Molecule: messenger RNA, 606 nt
Organism: Lithohypha guttulata
Lineage: Eukaryota; Fungi; Ascomycota; Eurotiomycetes; Chaetothyriales; Trichomeriaceae
Product: Cytoplasmic glyoxalase II
Exons: 2
Coding region: 1-606 (201 amino acids)
Source: RefSeq, a predicted model, not a curated record
AUGCCACCAAGAAAGAAAGCCGCAGCAACCCCCAAAGCACCAGCCAAAACUCGCCGUUCCAAACUUGCCAAAGACAACGAUCUAUCCGCCGAGCAAGAGCGCGAGAUCCAAGAAGCCUGGUCCAUAUACCGCGAAGACGAUGCCGAAGGCUACGAAGACGAGAAAGAAGGCGUGAUAGCGACCUCAAACGUCCGCAUCGUAAUGCGUGCUCUUGGCAUCGAGCCCAAGGCUCAAAAGGACAUGGACGAGUAUCUCGAGAUUUUAGAUCCGGAGAAGGAGGGCUACGUGACAUAUGCGCAUUUCGUGGAGUUGGCAGCUAUACAGAUGAACAGCAAGUCCGACGAGACGAAGGAUGAGGAGGUGGAGAAGGCGUACAAGUUGUUUACGUUGGGUAAUGAGCGACCUAUCACGUUUUCGGAUCUCAAGAGGAUAGCUGGGCUGUUGAAUCAGGAUGUGAGCGAUGAUGUGCUCAAGGCUAUGAUUCUUGAAGCUAAUAGGGGUGGUGGCAUUGGUGCAGGUGUAGAUAUGGAUCAGUUUCGAGAAGUUAUGAAUCGAUGUGCCUUGGUCUACAGUGCCAACGUCCCAUGGAAGCAAAAAGACAGCUAG